UUGUCUGUAUAUUAAGUGAUCUAAAGUUCAAUGCUGUCAUAAACUCAUGUAAAUUUAGAGAAGGGGUAGUAUACACAUUUCCCAGUGUGCACGGGCAUGCUUAUUUGUUGUCACUCCGUAAACGGGGAAAGAACUGGAGUUGAAAAGACUACGAAGUUGACGCGUAAGAUUUUCAGGUUGAGGGGCGUCUUUUUCGGCUUGUCCUGGUUGGGAAUUACAAGUUGCGACCUCGAGUCGAAAGCAGCAUUAUAUUACACGUUACUGACAUACGAUAAAAUGUUAAGGUUAAAAUAGUUCUAAAUUAUAAAUCUUCCCCCAUAUUGGUAACCCGCAGCAUUAAAAAAAAAGUCAUAAGUAAUGAACCCUCCUCAUAUUUUGCUACUUGUGAAUCAGGAACUGUUUCGUUUGGUGAACGAAUCGUACCGCGUUUUUGCUCACGUACCUGUAGUUUCGCCAUUUCCUCCAUACACAGGAAGUGUGAGGUGGCUGGUUAACGCUAUCAGAAUGUCUGCCAUAUUCAAUUUCCAGAGUCUACUCACUGUCAUCUUGCUGCUUAUCUGCACUUGUGCAUACAUACGAGCCCUAGCACCAAGUCUGCUUGAUAAGAACAAAACAGGGUUUCUUGGAAUAUUCUGGAAAUGUGCAAGAAUAGGUGAACGAAAAAGUCCUUAUGUGGCCUGUUGCUGCAUCAUCAUGGCUUUCACCAUUUUAUUUUCAGAGUAGCUGCAGUCUGAAUAAAACUUUUGAAUUGUAA
Molecule: messenger RNA, 754 nt
Organism: Pangasianodon hypophthalmus (striped catfish)
Lineage: Eukaryota; Metazoa; Chordata; Actinopteri; Siluriformes; Pangasiidae
Gene: tmem167a
Product: transmembrane protein 167A
Exons: 5
Coding region: 358-723 (121 amino acids)
Biological process (GO): intracellular transport; protein secretion
Source: RefSeq, a predicted model, not a curated record